Anas platyrhynchos (mallard) is the source of this 2045-nucleotide messenger RNA. It is a transcript of the gene GRK1, whose product is annotated as G protein-coupled receptor kinase 1. NCBI's taxonomy places the organism in Eukaryota, Metazoa, Chordata, Aves, Anseriformes, Anatidae. The record is from RefSeq and is a predicted model, not a curated record. Gene Ontology annotation, biological process: signal transduction; protein phosphorylation; regulation of opsin-mediated signaling pathway. Gene Ontology annotation, molecular function: rhodopsin kinase activity; ATP binding. Gene Ontology annotation, cellular component: cytoplasm.
AGCGGCUCCGGGCUCCCCGGUAACGGCGCGUCCCGGACGGGUCCCCUGGGGACAACGGGGGGGGGGAUGGCGUGUGUGUGACCCCCCCGUGUGCCCCCCCCCACGGUGUCCGGGAGCCCUCGGGGGGGGGCUGUAAAAGGGGGGGGGGGCCCCCGCACAUCCCCCUUAAUCCCCGGGCGGGGCCAAGGUCCCCGGGAGGCGCCGCGGGCACCGGGAGCUGCGCGGCCAUGGACAUCGGUGGCCUGGAGACGGUGGUGGCCAACUCGGCCUACGUGUCCGCCCGCGGCGGCGGCGCCGGCACCUCCGGGGCCUCGAGCCGGGACCGGCGGCACCGCGCCCGCCUGCGCCUGCCCCACAUCUCCCAGUGCGAGGCCCUGCGCGCCCGCCUGGCCGGCGGCGGCCCCAGCGAUGGCGGCACCCAGGGGGCCGCGGGGCAAGAUGGCGGCGCCCAGGCCGGGGAGGAGGAGACGUCCUUCCGCUGGCAGUGCGUGGAGCAGCCCAUCGGGAAGCGGCUCUUCCGCCAGUUCCUGGAGGCCACGCCGGGACUGGCCGCGGCCGGGGCGCUGUGGGCAGAGCUCGAGGCCUUCGAGUGCUGCGAGGAGGCGGAGCGCGGCGCGGCGGCCACAGCCCUGAGGGGGCGCUUCUUCACCCCGGGAGGGGCCGAGCACUGCGGCUUCCUCAGCGCCGCCGCCAUGGCGCCGCCCGCAGGUCCCAGCACCCCGGAGGACUUUGGGCUGGCGCGGAAGGAGCUGCUGGCACACCUGGAGGCGACGGCGUGGGCGCCGUACCGCGCCUCACCCUACUUCGGGCGCUUCACGCAGUUCAAGUGGCUGGAGGCGCAGCCGGUGGGCGCCGAGGCCUUCGCCGACUUCCGCGUGCUGGGCAAGGGCGGCUUUGGCGAGGUCUGCGCCUGCCAGCGCCGCGCCACCGGCAAGAUGUACGCCAACAAGCGCCUCAACAAGAAGCGGCUCAAGAAGCGCCAUGGCUAUGAGGCGGCGAUGGUGGAGAAGCGCAUCCUGGCGCGGGUGCACAGCCGCUUCAUCGUCUCGCUGGCCUGCGCCUUCCAGACCAAGACCGACCUCUGCCUCGUCAUGACGCUCAUGAACGGCGGCGACCUGCGGUACCACGUGUACAACGUGGACGAGGACAACCCCGGCUUCCCCGAGCCGCGGGCCGUGUUUUACACCGCCCAGAUCCUGCUGGGGCUGGAGCACCUCCACCAGCACCGCAUCGUCUACCGCGACCUCAAGCCCGAGAACGUCCUGCUCGAUGACGCCGGCCACGUCCGUCUGUCUGAUAUGGGGCUGGCCGUGGAGCUCCGCGAGGGGCAGAGCAAGACCCGAGGCUACGCCGGGACCCCGGGGUUCAUGGCACCUGAGGUGCUGCGGGACGAGGAGUACGACUGGGCCGUCGACUACUUCACGCUGGGGGUGACGCUCUUUGAGAUGGUGGAGGCCAGGGGGCCCUUCCGGUGCCGCGGGGAGAAGGUGGAGAACCAGGAGGUGACGCGGCGCACGCUGCACGACCCGCUGAGCUUCUCGGAGCGCUUCAGCGUGGCGGCGCGGGCGGCCUGCGAGGGGCUCAUGGCCAAGGACCCCGGCGCCCGCCUGGGCUUCCAGGCCGGGAGCUGCGCCCAGCUCAAGGCGCACCCCGUCUUCGCCGCCGUCAGCUGGGGGCGCCUCGAGGCAGGCCUGGUGCCCCCCCCCUUCGUGCCGGACCCCCGUCGGGUGUACGCCAAGGACCUGGGGGAUGUGGGGGCCUUCUCGACGGUGCGGGGCGUGGAGCUGGACGAUAGGGACGCGGCGCUGUGCGACGCCUUCGCCUCGGGGACCGUCCCCGUGCCCUGGCAGGAGGAGCUGAUCGAGACCGGCAUCUUCCAGGAGCUCAACGUCUGGGGGGACCCCGGGCAGCUGCCCCCCGACCUGGACCCCAACACCGCCCCCGCCGGGGGGGCACGCUCGGCCACCUGCAGGCUGCUGUGAUAGAUUCUGGGGGGGGCACUCCCAAAUUAGGGGGGGUGGGGGGGUGUCAGGGCCUCAUCUGGU